This is a messenger RNA of Trichoderma gamsii, 489 nucleotides long. RefSeq lists its product as hypothetical. The transcript is spliced from 2 exons. Lineage: Eukaryota; Fungi; Ascomycota; Sordariomycetes; Hypocreales; Hypocreaceae. The record is from RefSeq and is a predicted model, not a curated record. The coding region runs from base 1 to 489 and encodes 162 amino acids.
AUGGGACUGAACUUUGCCGCUGCCUUUGCCUUUCAGUCCAAGGUCGGCCUGAUUCAAGAAUCGAUAAGCAACGGCAUCGUCCUCGUCAUGGCCAGUCACUCGGGACGGGCCAGUAGUGUGCGCUCUGCUAAGGGCGACGGUGCGAAACGCCUGCUUCUUUGGCGUGCAGAGCAGAGGCCUGUGAACCACUGGCAGAGCUUGGAUGGAGAAGAUGGCCUCGGAUCCAGCCAGUCACAGCGGAGCGGCCCUCUCUUCCAAUGGCGCCGGCGUCGCUUGGUCAUCGUGAUGUGGCCGCGCGCUCUGGCUGGCCAUCCAAAUCCCCUCACUUCUCCACGGUUUCUCGCAAGCCCCUCCCCCCUCUCUCGCUCUAUCGGUCGUAUCGUAUCGUCACAGGCCAUCAAAUCGAUAGGCAAAUACCGGGGCUGCUUGGAGGUGUCAUGGCACCCAUCAGGCGAGACGCAGCGUCUGGCCCAGGCCACUCAUGCCUGA